Messenger RNA from Suillus subalutaceus, 1524 nucleotides. Its product is annotated as guanine nucleotide binding protein, alpha subunit. Gene Ontology annotation, biological process: adenylate cyclase-activating G protein-coupled receptor signaling pathway. The record is from RefSeq and is a predicted model, not a curated record. Gene Ontology annotation, molecular function: G-protein beta/gamma-subunit complex binding; GTPase activity; guanyl nucleotide binding. The transcript is spliced from 11 exons. Lineage: Eukaryota; Fungi; Basidiomycota; Agaricomycetes; Boletales; Suillaceae. The coding region runs from base 1 to 1524 and encodes 507 amino acids. Gene Ontology annotation, cellular component: heterotrimeric G-protein complex.
AUGUCUGGGGCAGUUACAAAAUCUUCCCAUGACUUCGACCCUUUAGACGAGGUUCUCAGGCCACCAAUAAACGAAACUGAGCAAGAUCGUGUUAUCAGGCAAGCUCAGGAAGCAGAGGCACGCAGAGUCAGCCAAGCAAUAGAUGAUUCAAUACGAGCGGAGAAGCAGGCCCAGAAGAAGAAGGGUAUUGUCAGAUUGUUGUUGUUGGGUCAAAGUGAAUCAGGUAAAUCAACCACACUAAGACGUACACUUCCAAAAACUGUACACUCCCACCUGCCUUCCAUGAAGAAGCGGAUACUCUGGCGCAGCGUCAUACAGCUCAACAUUGUGCGGUCUGUCCGUACAAUCCUCGAUGCUUUAUCCGACGUUCGACUUCCUACUCUUGAUAGUGGAGGUGAAGACAGCGAUGACGGUGCAGCCAACAUACCCCAGGAGCUCGAAAUGUUGCAGAUGCGCCUUACUCCCCUACGCCAUAUUGAGGCAUUACUCAUUGCAAAACUAAUACCUCCGAGCGAAGAUGAAGCAGCUUCUGUCAUUGGAAGCAGCGCUAUUAGCGCAUACCACUCUCAUCGCAGCCGAAGUAGCGAGCGCUCAUGGAGAGCCCAAGAAGUUUUCGUACGCCCUGGAGCCACAUGGAAGGGAGCGCUCGCCAAGAGUACUCGUACUCGUCCAGUUUCACUAGGCAAUACGGGAAUGCAAACUCGGGAUGAAGCACAAGAAGUCAUCAAUUCGUGCAGUUAUGACAUCAUGGCUCUCUGGAAUGACAGGCUUGUUCGGGAGGUUUUGCGGCGGAGAAAAAUUCGCCUUGAAGAAUCCUCCGGCUUCUUCCUCAACGACUUGGAUCGAGUCACGGCCCUAAAUUACACCCCAAACGAUGACGAUGUACUUCGAGCGCGGCUGAAGACGGUUGGCGUCUCGGAAUAUCGGUGUGAAAUGGAGGCCGUGGCUGGACGUGAAAGUGGUACUGAAUGGAGGAUAGUUGAUGUUGGAGGUUCCCGGUCGCAGGUACAUAUUAUUUGCUUCUCUCAUCUCACGCUCACCCUUUUCCAACACGUGUUAUCUUUGCAGAGAGCAACAUGGGUACCCUUCUUUGAUGAUGUCGAUGCAAUCAUCUUCCUCGCGCCAAUAUCCAGCUUUGAUCAAGUUCUCUCUGAGGACCGCAGCGUGAACCGUCUUGAGGACAGCGUGCUAUUAUGGAAAGCUGUGUGCUCAAACAAACUGCUUGCAAACGUUGAUCUUGUUCUGUUCCUGAACAAGUGUGACAUACUCGAUGCGAAACUCACGUCAGGGAUACGGUUGUCGAAAUAUGUCCGCAGCUACGGAGACCGUCCUAACGAUAUGGAGACGGCCUCAAAAUACUUCCGAAGCAAGUUUAGCGCGAUACACCGAGAAUACUCACCGCUCCCACGGAAAUUCUAUGGUUUUUGCACGACUGUUACAGACACGACUACGACUGCUGGUAUUCUCGCCAGUGUGCGAGACAUGGUUGUACGCAGGCACCUCAAGCAAUCCAGGCUGCUAUAG